Molecule: messenger RNA, 760 nt
Organism: Drosophila sechellia
Lineage: Eukaryota; Metazoa; Arthropoda; Insecta; Diptera; Drosophilidae
Product: tctex1 domain-containing protein 2
Exons: 3
Coding region: 107-619 (170 amino acids)
Biological process (GO): microtubule-based movement
Cellular component (GO): cytoplasm; cytoplasmic dynein complex
Molecular function (GO): dynein intermediate chain binding
Source: RefSeq, a predicted model, not a curated record
CCAUCUGGUAACACUGGUAAUAGGUAAACAAACAUAGCAACCAAGAUUUCCUUGGUGCUUUCAGAAACUCCACUUUUAAAGAAAAUUACGCUGAAUUUGAUAAAAGAUGGCUGACAAACAGUCCACUGAGGAAGCAACCAAAUCCGUCCAGACUUCAGCAGUGCCCAAGCCAGCGGAUAAGAAGUCGGCGUCAGGAAGUCUUCACUCGGACUCAGCCGAUGCUUUGGAAAAUCAGGAUAAGUCGGAAAAGCCCAGCGACCAGCCCACCGCCUAUAGCAUGCGACCGGCCUUUGGUGAGAUGUUUCCCCUGCCCACCAUCAAGAGCAUAAUGAACAACGUUAUGGCCGAGAAACUCAAAGACAAAACCUAUGACAAGGACGUCGCCAAGAAGUGGACCAGUGAGAUCGCCGACGAGGUGAACCAGCAGAUAGCCAGCAGCUCCAAGGUGAAGCGGUACAAGCACGUGGUCCAGGUGAUGCUAGGCCAGGAGCUGGGUGCGGGGGCCACCUACAAUUCGCGCUGCUGCUGGGAUUGCGACUGCGACACCUCCGUCUCCGAGGUCUUCAGCAACACCAGUCUCUUCUGCGUCUGUACCGUGUUUGGAACGUAUCAGUACUAGAACCGAUUUUCCACAGAACUGGUUAGACUAAGGAUUAUACUUUAACGGGGCACCGGGAACAAAGGGUUCAUCACUUUCGAUCGUCGACCUUCGUCGUGCUUCAUUGGAUGCGUACGUUCAGCGGAUUCAGUAUGCGGCCCG